CUUUGUUUCCACAUGUAGACCUACGGAAACAGGCUCGACAGCUGGAAAAUGAACUGGAUUUGAAGUUGGUUUCGUUCAGCAAGCUGUGCACAAGUUACAGUGGAACGGCAAUACGAGAUGGCCGCCGCGACAGGUAUAGCUCUGAUACAACGCCGCUUCUUAAUGGAUCGAGUCAAGAUAGGAUGUUUGAUACGAUGGCUGUGGAAAUUGAACAACUAUUAGCCAAGCUCACAGGAGUCAAUGACAAAAUGGCAGAAUACACGUCAACACCAGGAGUGACGUCAUUGAACGCAGCACUCAUGCACACACUACAGCGGCACAGGGACAUCCUACAGGAUUAUACACAUGAAUUUAAUAAAACCAAAGCAAACUUUAUUGCAAUCCGAGAACGAGAAGACUUGUUGGGAUCCGUUCGGAAAGAUAUUGAAUCUUACAAAAGUGGAUCGGGAGUUAACAACAGAAGAACAGAACUAUUCCUAAAAGAACACGAUCACCUCCGGAACUCAGAUCGGCUGAUAGAAGACACAAUAAGCAUCGCCAUGGCAACGAAAGAAAAUGUGACAUCACAACGAGGAGUGCUGAAGACAAUACAAAGCAAAGUCAACUCCUUGGCCAAUCGAUUUCCUGCCAUCAACAGUUUGGUUCAAAGGUUAAAUUUGCGGAAACGCAGGGAUACAUUAAUUUUGGGCAGUGUUAUUGGGGUUUGCACUAUUUUAUUGCUACUGUAUGCUUUUCACUGAUGUAAUAUUCCACCAAGAUGCUUCUGCAGCUAUAAGGCAGUGGGGCAGGGACAUAUCAACCCAACCUGUAUACAGUGGUGAGGAUAAAUGGACCGUGAUUAUCAUUGAAUGGUUUAGAGCAACAUUCCCCUGGGCCACAGUCGUGUGAUUAGUUUAUGAUCAAAUCCUCUGAUUUUUGUUUAAUUGACUCAUCUGUUGGAAAGUAUAAUUGUGAUUGACAGCACGCCAGUGUCUGAAGAGUGGUUGAAGGGGGGUCUGUUUCUGCCACCUCUGUCCCCAACUCCAGGCUCCAGCUAGUACAUAACUGCUCCAUUUAAACUACCCGCAAUGUGUCUUUGUCCAAUAUAUGUAUUUUCAAGAGCGUGUACUCAAAAACUGGUUCCAUGACGAAGGGUGGUGCAAUAUGUUGUGUGCCUGUGUCACCCAGUAGCAGAGCACCGGUCAACUCCCUGACAGUCUCCUCUCGUCCACUCUCUGCCCUCUUCCCGGAGAACGAGCGAGAUUGUCUGUCCAAAGUUUGAUCUGAAUCGAGCAUUAUUGCUCAAGGCCCAGGUUCCAGAAACUGACCCAGUGUUUGUUGCCCAGGGGCCCAGGGUCCAGUAACUGACCCAGUGUUUGUUGCCCAGGGACCCAGGCCAGAAACUGACCCAGUGUUUGUUGCCCAGGGGCCCAGGGUCCAGUAACUGACCCAGUGUUUGUUGCCCAGGGACCCAGGCUACAGAAACUGACCCAGUGUUUGUUGCUCGAGGCCCAGGGUCCAGAAACUGACCCAGUGUUUGUUGCCCAGGGGCCCAGGUUCCAGUAACUGACCCAGUGUUUGUUGCCCAGGGGCCCAAGCUACAGAAACUGACUCAUCCUCAUGCACAGGUGACCAAAGUCUGGAGAGAAGAGAAAGGGAGUUAUUUUCCAACAUAAAUAUAUAUUCAAAUGUAACCAGUGAGUUUUGCAGCACCUGUUAAACCCCAAGUGAUUGCCACACUCAGCAAUGUGUGGUGUGUGUUGGCCCAUCACCUUCUAUUGAAGGUUUCAGCAUGGUUCCUGACACACAGCAUCAUGGAAUAACCGGCUGUGGUCACCAGAGCACCCAGAUCAACCCAGUGCUCUCACUUCAAACCUUUUUAGACUUGCGGGGGAAAAACCAACUGGCAAAGCUUCAUUUUAUUGAUGGGAGAAACCCGAAACACCAAGGUCUAACAUCAUGUUGAAUAGAUGCAAUCUGAUUUUAAUUUUUACUCCAUCAGUAAUUUCCCACGGAUUUGUGAUUUGUCCUUGGCCCAGGUUUUGAGAUCGCGGUGCAUUCAUUCACAAACCCUGACACUGCGGCCCUCGGGCUUGCAGAGUGUGUAACCAAUAGUUGUCGGGCCUUGAGAGAGAGAGAGAAUCUGUCCCUCAGAUGGAGGAAACCAAUAGAAAUAUGGUGGUGAUUUCACGCAGACACACGUCUCAAUAUUCAGAAACAUGAAUCAUUCCAAUAGUGUUCAGUAAGAAAUUCACUUUUUGUAUGUAACACUGUCUUUUGAACUUAGGCUAUUAUCUAUUUCCCUCGGCAGCUUUUAUGGAUUAACUCGACUACCAGAUGUCAAAUUGGCUAUGUUCAAAUUCAAAUUCUUUAUUUGUAUAACUUGAUUUUGUUUUUGUUUUCCACUUUGUUGAGUUAAUCCAUAUAAAGUGUCCACUUCUGCCCUUCAAUAGUUAAUAAAGCUGCUAUGUUUUUUUUAAAUCUUUUCAAAACUGCCUGCCUGCCCGCCCGCACUCUGCUUCAUUAAUGCUUCUGGAAAUUUUGUUCAUGUAGAUUUUAAUCUUGUAAAAUAAUUUCUGUUCUCAGCGACUGACUGCAUUUUCUGCCUUGUACAGAGGAGCUUUAACUGUAUGUAAUUUGUUAAUAAAUUAGAAUUCUAAGU
This is a messenger RNA of Leucoraja erinaceus (little skate), 2641 nucleotides long. RefSeq names its product golgi SNAP receptor complex member 1 (gene gosr1). Gene Ontology annotation, biological process: endoplasmic reticulum to Golgi vesicle-mediated transport; vesicle fusion. The record is from RefSeq and is a predicted model, not a curated record. Gene Ontology annotation, cellular component: Golgi medial cisterna; cis-Golgi network; SNARE complex. Lineage: Eukaryota; Metazoa; Chordata; Chondrichthyes; Rajiformes; Rajidae. Gene Ontology annotation, molecular function: SNAP receptor activity. The coding region runs from base 183 to 740 and encodes 185 amino acids. The transcript is spliced from 9 exons.